CCGGACUUAGUCUGUGGUAUAUGUAUAUAUUGGUAAUGUUGUGAAAAUCGUAAAUGAUAGUUCUUAAAUAAUGAAAGAAAAGCAAAUUAUUCCGACAGUGUUUAUUUCAUUAGUGUUAGUGAUCGAAUCACAAUGUGCCAAUAUUCUGGGAGUUUUUCCACUGAACUUCAAGAGUCACUACAUUAUAUAUCAAUCAGUCAUGAAGGAGUUGGCUAGAAGAGGUCAUAAUGUAACAGUCAUUAAUCCAUUCCCAAUGAACGAAGCACAACAGAAUUAUACUGAUAUCGAUAUAAAGGAAUGCUUCAACCUAGCAGGCAGUUUUGUAUUCAAUGAUGUUCACAUGCAACGUAAUCCUUUUCUGAAAACCUAUGAAAUUCUUCAUGAGGGAGGCAAAUUAGUUGAACGGAUGUUUCAAUGUGAAAAACUAAAGCAAUUUUUGAGCCGAAACGACUCUUAUGAUUUAGUAAUCACAGAAAUAUUUCACGGUGAUGUCACCUUAGGAUUCGUAGAUAAAUUUCAAGCGCAUCAUGUUGCAUUUUGCCCAGCAUCACUUUCUCCCUGGGCAGCUGAUCGUAUGGGUAAUCCUAGCAAUCCCUCUUAUAUACCGUAUGUUCGCACUGAUGAAGAAUUUGAUCGAUUUCAUCCUACGUUUUAUCAACGAUUGUACAACACUCUUUGUUAUUUAUUUGCUGAGACGUUAUAUUUUCAUUAUUCGUAUGGAACUGAAGAUAUUGCCCAGAGGGUAUUUGGUACUCAAAACUCAAAACUUGAUGAGAUAGCAAAGAAUACGAGUUUGGUGUUGUCGUUUUCACAUUUCAGUUUCAAUGCUCCCGUUCCUCUUGUCCCAGGUGUGAUUGAAAUCGCUGGAUUGCAAAUCACUCAGGAGGAAUCUUUACCUGAGGAUAUUCAAAAAUUCAUCGAUGAGUCCGAACACGGUGUGAUAUACUUUUGCAUGGGAUCUUUGAUCAAAAUGGAAACUUUUCCCGAGUCAAAACGAAUCGCUUUUUUAAGAGCUUUUAGUAAACUACCUCAAAGAGUCAUAUGGAAAUGGGAUGGCGAUCUGCCAGGCCAAACUGAUCAAAUCUUCAUCUCCAAAUGGAUGCCUCAGAGAGAUAUACUGGCUCACCCCAAUGUGAAACUGUUCAUAGCCCAUGGAGGAGCUUUAGGUUUGAAUGAGGCCAUCCACGAAGGGGUCCCUGUUUUGGGAAUCCCAAUGUACGGCGAUCAAACGCUCAAUUUACGUCGAUUGCAAGCCAAUGGAGCGGCAGAUAUUCUUGAUUAUUCUUACAUCGAUACAGAUACAGUUUUCACUAAAAUAACUCAGGUCUUACAACCCAAAUACGCCAUAAAUAUGAAAAAAUUAUCAAAAAUAUUUAAAGAUAGACCCAUGUCUGCAAUGGAUACAGCAAUUUAUUGGAUUGAAUACGUGAUUCGACAUGAAGGAGCUCACCACUUGAGAACGGCUGCUGUAGAUUUACCUUUCUAUCAAUACUUACUCCUGGACGUCAUCGCUUUUUUGAUCACUGUUGUUUCUUGUGCAAUAUUUUUUGCUUAUUAUUUGGCGAAAAAAUUAUGGUCAUUUUGUAGAUGGAAUCAGCCGAUCAUUGUUUCCAAAAAAACAAAGCAAAUUAUUUCUAAAGUGUUUAUUUUAUUAGUGUUAGUGAUCGAAUCACAAUGUGCCAAUAUUCUGGGAGUGUUUCCGUUAAACUUCAAGAGUCACUACAUUAUAUAUCAAUCAGUCAUGAAGGAGUUGGCUAGAAGAGGUCACAAUGUAACAGUCAUUAAUCCAUUUCCAAUGAACCAAGCACAACAGAAUUAUACUGAUAUAGAUAUAACUGAAUGCUUCAACUAUCCAAUGGAUGACUUCGAUUUGAAAAAUGUAGAUCCACAUAGUAAUCUUUUCUUACGAACCUACAAAGCGUCCAUAGAAACUAGCGAAAUAUUAAGAUUGAUUUUUCAAUGUGAAAAACUGAAGCAAUUCUUGAAAACAAACGAUUCUUACGAUUUGGUGAUCACCGAAUUAUUUGACGGUGAUGUGAAUUUGGUAUUCGUGCAUAAGUUCCAAGCACAUCACAUUGCAUUAUCUCCAAAUCCUCUUCCUUCGUGGGCGGCCGAUCGUGUAGGUAAUCCUAGUAACCCUUCCUAUAUGCCGUAUCCUUUCAAUGACGAAGAAUUUGAUCGGUUUCGACCGACGUUUUACCAACGACUGCGUAAUACUCUACUUGAUUUAUUUGUCAAGACAAUAAAUUUCUAUUUAUCAUAUGGCGACGAAGAUGUGACCAGAAAUAUUUUUGGUGCUGAUAUUCCACGUCUCGAUGAGAUAGCAAAAAACACUAGUUUGAUAUUGUCUUUUUCGCAUUUCAGUUUCAAUACUCCCGUUCCACUGGUUCCAAGUGUGGUUGAAGUCGCCGGGUUGCAAAUUGCAGAGGCGAAACCUUUGCCUGAGGACAUUCGACAAUUUAUUGAUGGAUCUGAACAUGGAGUAAUAUAUUUUUGCAUGGGAUCUUUGUUGAGAUCAGAAACUAUGCCCGAGCCAAAACGAUUAGCUUUUCUGAGCGCUUUUAGCAAACUACCUCAAAGAAUAAUAUGGAAAUGGGAUGGUGAACUACAAGGCAAAACUGAUCAAAUCUUCAUCUCCAAAUGGAUGCCUCAGAGAGAUAUACUUGCUCAUCCCAAUGUGAAACUAUUCAUAGCCCAUGGAGGAUCUUUAGGUUUGAAUGAGGCCAUUUACGAACAGGUCCCUGUAUUGGGAAUUCCAAUGUUUGCCGAUCAAACGCUCAAUUUACGUCGAUUACAAGCCAAUGGAGUGGCAGAAAUUCUUGAUUAUUCUGACAUCAAUGCAGAUACAGUUUUUGCCAAAAUAACUCAGGUCUUACAGCCUAAAUACGCCAUGAAUAUGAAAAAACUCUCAAAAAUAUUUAAAGAUAGACCUAUGUCUGCAAUGGAUACAGCAAUUUAUUGGAUUGAAUACGUAAUUCGACAUGAAGGAGCUCGCCAUUUGAGAACUGCUGCUGUAGAUUUACCUCUCUAUCAAUAUCUACUACUGGACGUCAUCGCUUUUUUGAUCACUGCUGUUUCUUGUGCAAUAUUUUUUGCUUGUUAUUUGACGAGAAAAUUAUGGUCAUUUUGUAGAUGGAAUCAGCCGAUCAUUGCUUCGAAAAAAAUAGACUGAAAAAUAAGUAGGUACAAUUUGUUGAGACCUAUUUCAAUUUUUAAAUAAUAAAAUUGAUAAGAUCACAACACAAUCGAACCUAUAUUAUUUUUAAUUUAUGUAGGUAUUUUAACUUUUCACAGGAUAAAACGCAAUUAAAUUUUAUUUAUAAAACAUGGAAAAAACUGACAAAUAGGUACUUGAGCUAAUUCUGGUUGAUGAUGCUGGUAUGUAGUUGAGUGGGUUUCGGGUGGUAUUAAAUUUUUAGAUAAAAUGAGUUGUGAGAUUUGAAACUUUGUUUAGUUAAUACGCUCCACAAUACAUAUUAUGUAGGUACCUACCUAAAGGAAUUUUGAACUUUUUUUGUGUGCUUGGGUUGAAAAUGGGCUUAAUCGAUAGUUUAGACCCUAAAACAAAAAACAGAGUGAGUUUUUUAAAUUUAAGUUGUUUUUG
Planococcus citri (citrus mealybug) is the source of this 3604-nucleotide messenger RNA. RefSeq lists its product as uncharacterized. NCBI's taxonomy places the organism in Eukaryota, Metazoa, Arthropoda, Insecta, Hemiptera, Pseudococcidae. Bases 71 to 3172 code for a protein of 1033 amino acids. The record is from RefSeq and is a predicted model, not a curated record. The transcript has 8 exons. Gene Ontology annotation, molecular function: UDP-glycosyltransferase activity.